CAUGGGCGUUUAUGCUGUUUGGUAGGUUCAAGUUGCUUUUCUUGAUCCAGAGGGCCGCACUGAAUGUGAUUUUGGUGUUUGUCUGGCUUUUACAAAGUUGGUUUAGUUAAGAACCUUUAUCCAGGAUAAGUCCAGCCUCGCUCUGCAGAAAACCCUUAACUGCGGUUCAACAGGCGGAGGAUUUAACCUACCUGAAACUUCGGCAUGUCAAGGUCGAAUGGUUGUGAAGUCCCGCCCAUACCCGUUGUCAAAUAUGAAUGUAACUGUGUAUAUGCUAAUCUCACUUUACCUUGCUUUUAGACCUUGAUCACACUGCUGAUGUCCAGUUGCACUCUUGGGGCGAUGAUCAAGUAGAAGCAUUCGAACAAGUUGCCAUGGCGAUGUUUAAUUACAUGACAACAAACUAUGAUUCGGUAAAUAUGCUAGAAAAAAUGGAAGUUGAAGCAAAUGGUCAUGAUAUGAUGUCAUUACUUUAUCAUUUCUUGGACGAAUGGCUGUUUGCUUUUUCAGCAGACCGGUUUUUCAUUCCACGCGUUGUUAAAAUAACUGAAUUCAACAAAGAGAAGUUUUAUAUCAAAUCUGUUGGUUGGGGAGAGCCGUUUGACAUCUCGAAGCACCCGCAGGGUACUGAAGUCAAGGCUAUCACAUAUUCUAAUAUGCAAAUUCAUGAAAAAGAAGAUAUGCAUGAGUUAUUUGUGAUAAUUGACAUUUAAGAUUUCUUCCAUUUGUCUAAAUAUAUUCAUUUGUAUACAAUAAUACUUUGUUUUCUUAAAAGCAAGACAGAAGUUGUAUUACAUGUCUAUUCAGUACAUGAAUGCUGUUUACAGAUGGUAUUCAAAAAAUCACUGACUUCACAUGUCAUUAUAUACAUUCUGUAAUCAAAACCAGCAUCUGGCGUUUUUUAUGUUUUAUAUUUUCUCUGCUCUAACCUCUUCUAGUAUCUAUGAUUUUAAAGCAUUUUGUGCAACAGAUUUCUUGAUAUCUAUGUCUGUAUAUAGUUAACGUAUUUUUGUGUUCUCUAGGACUACUUCCAAUCUCCUGACAGGGAUUUAAAUACUGAUAAUGGAACAGUCCUGGCAUUUACUUUGCUGGACUUAUUUAUCGUUACAGUAAAAUGUAGGAUUAGUAUGAUGCCAGCAACCAUUGAUUACUCCCUACAAGAAUCCAAAGUAACCUAAACUUCUGACAUAUAUAUGAAAGUGUCCGCUUGUUAGACGAUCUGUUCGGAUGCUACUUGAUUUUUCUCUUCUGUCUUUAAAUAGUUUAGUGACAUGCCGAAUGUCUUGAGCUGCUUUCCCUUACUUUUAGUUUUUAUUUAGUCAUCAUGAUUUUUGAUGAAUAACUGUAAAGACUUUUAUGAGGAUUACAGUUGUCUGUCACACCUAGCUAGCGGCGGUCAAACAAAAACUUGG
Molecule: messenger RNA, 1412 nt
Organism: Trichobilharzia regenti
Lineage: Eukaryota; Metazoa; Platyhelminthes; Trematoda; Strigeidida; Schistosomatidae
Source: the annotation of a GenBank genome assembly